CUCCAUAAACGUUCAGACUUGUUACCAACUAAAGUUUCAUUUACAAUUGCCGGUGCAUAAUGCCGCGUGUUUUUCAAUAACAAUUUUAACUUAUUCUUAAAAACCAUAAAUAAUAAUUUAUGUACACAUCUAAUAAAUGUAUUACAUUUCAAAAUAUUUCUCCAAUUUGUGAUAUUAAAUAAUAUUGAAUAAUAAAAAAAAACAAAGAAUUAAAAAUGGAAGAUGUUUUACAAAAUAUUGGAAUGACCUUUCCCGGUUUUAAAAGUAUAUAUAAGACGUUAAGUCGCAAGAAACCUAUAGAAGACUCAAGCGAAUCUAAAUUGGCAAAAGUUUUGUCGGCCUUUGAUUUGACGACUCUGGGCAUUGGAUCCACACUGGGUGUAGGUGUGUAUGUGUUGGCUGGACAAGUGUCAAAAAUAUAUGCUGGUCCUGCUGUGAUUUUCAGUUUUCUUAUUGCUGCAAUUGCCUCAAUUUUUGCCGGUUUAUGUUAUGCUGAGUUUGGAGCACGUGUUCCCAGAGCGGGAUCAGCUUAUAUCUACAGUUACGUUACAAUUGGAGAGUUCAUUGCAUUCAUAAUUGGCUGGAAUUUGAUAUUGGAAUAUGCAAUAGGUUCGGCCAGUGUAGUUAAAGGUUUAAGUGCGUAUUUGGAUAAUCUGUGUGGCCACGCUAUGGAGAAUUUCUUGAGUGAAAACCUGCCAAUGAAUAUAGAUGGGCUUAAUGCAUAUCCCGAUAUAUUUGCCUUUGGAGUUACCAUUAUAUUUGCCUGGGCCAUAGCCAUGGGUGCUAAAGAAUCUACGCGCCUCAACACAAUAUUCACUUUACUCAAUUUAAGUGUGGUCGUGUUUGUCAUUGGAGCCGGUCUUUUUAAAGUGUCAACCAGCAAUUGGGCUCUACCCAAAUCAUCAGUACCGGAGGGUUAUGGUGAUGGCGGUUUUGCUCCCUAUGGUUUUGCAGGCAUCAUUAGAGGUGCCGCUAUAUGUUUUUAUGGUUUUAUUGGCUUUGAUUGCAUUGCUACUGCCGGUGAAGAAGCUAAAAACCCUAAGAAAUCCAUACCAUUUGCGGUUAUCACAUCGCUGGCCAUGGUCUUCCUGGCGUACUUUGGUAUCUCCACUGUUCUUACCAUGAUGUUGCCGUACUACGAACAAGAUGAAAGUGCUCCAUUGGUCCAUGUCUUCAGUAUUUAUGGUUGGACGGUGGCCAAGUAUGUGGUCUCGAUAGGAGCUAUCUGCGCCAUGUGUACCAGUCUUAUGGGCUCCAUGUUUCCAUUGCCACGUAUUGUGUAUGCCAUGGCCAAUGACGGUUUACUAUUCAAAUUUAUGGGUGAAAUUAGUUCAAAACACAAAACACCUUUAAAUAGUACAUUGCUCACUGGCUUUCUAACUGGAGCAUUCGCUGCCAUUUUUAAUUUGAAGCAGCUGAUGAACAUGAUGUCUAUAGGAACAUUCUUGGCCUACUCCAUGGUAGCUGCCUGCGUAUUGAUUUUACGCUAUGAAAGUGAUGAGAAAAGAGACAGUCGCCACUUUGCCAAUGGUCGCGCUGUAAUAGACUACAAUGAAAUCAACUGUGGUCUGUUGAAAAUGUUGUUUAAUACAUCAAAGUCGAUAGUGCCCACCAAAAAGACUGCCAGAAUUGUUACAAUAAUGAUAUGUUUAUAUGUAUUCCAGUGCAUUUUAUUAACCCACGUAUUGACUACAUUUGAGGAAAACUUCUCGCUGGUGUCUGUGGUGGAUAUUAUAAAGCUGUCUUUAAAUGUGUUUUCGCUAUUCAUUACACUAUUUAUUAUAUCGCGCCAACCUGUUGCAUCCUCAUCUCUAGCUUUUAAGGUUCCCUUUGUUCCAUGGGUUCCCGGAUUUUCAUUGCUCAUCAACAUUUAUCUUAUGAUCAAAUUGGACAUCAUGACCUGGGUCAGAUUUAGCAUUUGGAUUGCAAUAGGCUUAGUUAUAUUCUUUGCCUACAGCAUACGUAACAGCAGUUUACGACGCCGAGAAUUGAAGAUACUGGCCGACUCGGAAUCUCGUGGAAGAAGUGAAACAAAUUCCAUUUCAUCUCUACAACAUGACGAAAGAUUUAGUACACAAGUCCCUCUGAUGGUCCUGCCAAACUAAUUAAUUGUUUCGUAUCGAAUAUUUAAACUAAGCGUUAAGCAAACUCUUAUAGCCGAAUUCACAAUGAACUUCAAGAAAGUGGCAUUUUGUGCAUUUUUUCCCCUACAAUUUGUUUAAAAUUUAGCCACAUACUUGAAUUUGCUUUUAAAUGCAGUUCUAAGUUGGAGUAAUUUCUUACUCCGUUUCUCACAAAUUUCACGGAUGCUAAAUAUUUGUUUUGUAAACAAAAGAAACACAUAUACUUAAAUGUAUUAAAAAUUAUUACCAAAUGAUAAUAUUUACAUAUAUUGCAGGAACACGAUCUGCACUUUUUAUAUUUUGUAUUGCCUGAAAUAGAUACUUAUACAAGAUUAAGUGUUUUAAUUAAGUUAUUAGUAAAAUCUAUAUAUAUAAAAAUGAAAUGGUCCAUGUAUGUAAUGUCAUCA
Calliphora vicina (urban bluebottle blowfly) is the source of this 2530-nucleotide messenger RNA. RefSeq names its product cationic amino acid transporter 2. Gene Ontology annotation, molecular function: L-ornithine transmembrane transporter activity; L-arginine transmembrane transporter activity; L-lysine transmembrane transporter activity. The coding region runs from base 216 to 2105 and encodes 629 amino acids. Gene Ontology annotation, cellular component: plasma membrane. The transcript has 5 exons. NCBI's taxonomy places the organism in Eukaryota, Metazoa, Arthropoda, Insecta, Diptera, Calliphoridae. The record is from RefSeq and is a predicted model, not a curated record. Gene Ontology annotation, biological process: L-ornithine transmembrane transport; L-arginine import across plasma membrane.